CUUUGGCUCCUUUCAUCUUCAUCUUCCAUCUUUCAUCCUCAUCCGUACGGCCUUUAAAAGUCUAAACGUCACAAAAAUAUUCUUAGGGUUUUGUUUCUUAGCACUGGAAACACUUAAGGUUAUUUCUUUACUUCAGCUGAUUUUAUGUCUCUUUAUAGUGAAGAUGUUGUAUGAACAGCAGCAGCAGCAACAACAUCAAAUGAUGGUGAGGGUGGAUAUGGGAAAGAAGGCAGAUAAUAGAGAGUCCAUAGAGGAACAAAAGCUUGAGAUUGUUGAUUUGAGUGGCAUGUCUUUGGACACUCUACCUAGCCCUUCCCUUAACUUGGCCACCAUAUGUAAACUAGACCUCUCUAAUAACAAUCUUCAGAGCAUACCAGAAUCUUUAACAGCAAGAUUGCUCAACAUUGUGAUAUUGGAUGUACACUCAAAUCAGCUAAAAUCCCUUCCAAAUUCAAUUGGAUGUUUGUCAAAGCUCAAGGUUCUGAAUGUAGCCGGCAACCUUCUCGCUUGUCUUCCUAAAACUAUUGAGAAUUGCAGAAGUUUAGAGGAAUUGAAUGCCAACUUCAACAAGUUAAGCGUGCUGCCAAACACAAUUGGAUUUGAGCUGGUGAACCUGAAGAAGCUGUCAGUAAACUCAAACAAGCUAGUGUUCCUUCCACAUUCCAUUACUCAUCUAACCUCUCUAAAAACAUUAGACGCACGCCUUAACAACCUAAGAUCCCUACCGGAAGAUCUUGAGAACCUUAUAAACUUAAAAGUUCUUAACGUCAGCCAAAAUUUUCAAUACCUUGAAACACUGCCAUACUCCAUUGGCCUACUGUUUUCUCUUAUUGAAUUGGACAUUAGUUACAAUAGAAUAACUUCUCUGCCAAACUCCAUUGGCUGCCUCAGGAAGCUCCAAAAGCUUAGCGUUGAAGGGAACCCACUCGUUUCGCCGCCGAUGGAGGUGGUCGAGCAGGGCUUGCAUACUGUUAAAGAGUACCUGAGCGAGAAAAUGAAUGCCGGUCACAAGAGCCCACAAAAGAAGAAAUCAUGGGUAGGUAAGUUGGUCAAGUACGGAACCUUCAAUGGAAGCACGAGAAAUCAAAUUAAUAGUACUAAUAAUGAGGAGAGAAAAGCGUUCAUCAUGUCGGAAUAUCGUUCCAUUGACGGGCUUGCUUCUCCUAGCUAUAUGGGAAUGUUCUCACCUCGUCGGCUUUUCUCACCUAAGAAUAUCUUUCACUAGAUAGUGGCAUAAAAAAGAGAGCAUCAGGAUGACCCAGUCUGCUAAUUUCUUGGUGAGAUUUGUAUAGGUCAUCUAGCUACUGCUUGCAUCAAAAGAAUAAUUAUAUAAAUGGUAAUCAACUUUAUACGUUUUGUUAUAAAACUUUAGUUUUUUAUUUUAUUUUAAUCAUUUAAUCUUAGUUGUCUUUUGAUAUAAGAAUUGAAAUGUUGAGCA
Molecule: messenger RNA, 1438 nt
Organism: Ricinus communis (castor bean)
Lineage: Eukaryota; Viridiplantae; Streptophyta; Magnoliopsida; Malpighiales; Euphorbiaceae
Product: plant intracellular Ras-group-related LRR protein 6
Exons: 3
Coding region: 164-1225 (353 amino acids)
Molecular function (GO): protein binding
Source: RefSeq, a predicted model, not a curated record